AUGGCAGCCAAGGUCAAGAAUCUUAUGAGCGCAGCGCACACUGCGGGCAUCUUUGCCGACAUUGCGGUGGACGGCCCAGAGAUUGGAACCCUGGUCGCUAUCGUCGAUCGGGCCAAGAACUUACCGAAUCGCAAGACGAUCGGGAAGCAGGACCCUUACUGCGCAGCCAGAUUAGGAAAGGAAGCCAGAAAGACAACGACAGAUGUCAGAGGUGGACAGACACCAAAAUGGGAUCAAGAACUUCGUUUCACAGUCCAUGACUGCCCGGAUUACUACCAACUCAAGCUAUCCAUCUUCACAGACGAUAAGCGGACAGACCUGAUUGGAGAGUCCUGGAUAGACCUCAGAGGAAUCAUUGUGCCUGGGGGCGGCCAAAAUGACUUUUGGCAAACAUUAACUUGCAAAGGCAAAUAUGCUGGAGAGAUUCGAGUUGAAAUCACUUUCUACGAUACUCGACCAAAGCCAGACAAGCCUGCACCGAAACAAAAGCAGAUUGCAUCCAGCGAACCCGACCAGGGAUCUGUCAAGCAAAGAACGCCCGUUAAAAGGCGUCCUUUGCCUUCCGAUCCUGUUACUGGUGAGGCUCCGGCUGUAACUCCUCCAGCCCCUGUUCCAGCUCCAACAACAGCACCUCAGCCAGCUCCCUUAGCGGCGCCUACAGCAACACCUACUGGUCCUGAUCAUCGUACGCCUCUACGAACUCACGGAAAACAAGCCUCACACUCAGGAAGCUUUGUUCCAACACAGUCCCCCUUGCAAGCUGUCGAGUACAACACACCGCCGUCACACUCAUCGCGCCGUCACACGGAGCAAUAUCCCCCAUCUCCACACGGGUCUGUUCCACAGGAGUAUAUGACACCAAAUCGAGAGGCACCCCGCCAGUCGCGGAGGUCGAUGGUUCCGUAUGAGGGAGCUCACCAGCAGUACGAUGAGCGGGAGUAUAGCCCAAGAUACACACCACAACAAGAGCUGAUGGACCCCCGAGUUCAAUACUCUCCUCAACCAGAUCAGAUGGAUUCUCGAGGCCAUUACUCUCCCCAACAGGACCCUUAUCAGCAGCCUCCGCCAUUAUCUGAUGAUCCCAGGCAGUACUCGCCAGUAGAGAAUGAACGUCCUCCACCACCACCCGCCCACAGGAGCAGACACAACAGCACGGGCCAGGAACUUGUGCCGAGAGGAAGCUUCGAUACGUCACCAAACAAGAUGCCACAGAUGAGACAUGACGUUUUGAGACAUGAAGCUCAGAGACAAUCAAUGGUGGCUUAUCCUGGACGCCCGGCAUUUCGGGCAUAUGAUUCAGCCCCUGCCACCAAUCAAACCACCCCGCCAAACACAAAUAGCUAUGAUGGCCUGCCGAGACAUAGCUCUUAUGACGCCAGUUAUGAUCCCCAUUACAGAUCUAUGCAGCCCACAGUUGAGGAUGUUCCUGAAGCCUCGGGCCCACCUGGUCAGAACUUUACCCAAAAUGGCUCACAGUUCCAGCGUUCCGAUGAGCUUUGCUUCGAUGACAACCCCAGCCCUGCACCUCUCGUCCUGCGGCGAUCUCCUGCUCCGGCCCCGGCUCCAUUCCGGGACGAUUACUCGCCAUCGCACGUCCCCCAAGAUUACCACAACCCUGAGGACUGGCAGGUGACAGUGUCACCAUCUCAUGGUCGAGGCUAUUCAAGAAGCGCCGGAGAUAAUUCCUAUUACCCCCAGAAUGGCCACGGUCAUUACCAAGGCCACUCGACUGACAUGACUGUCGCGCAUAGGCAAAACCCACAUAACUAUGCCCCGCCACCUCUCCCAGCAGCUCUCGUGCCGGGUUUGGAUGCAAACCAGUCUCAGGAAUUGACGGAUCUCAUAUACGAGGACCGCCGACACGACCGAAGGCAGCAUUCUCAGAGCAUGUCUAGCAUGCACACGCCUCCUCGAGGACGCCCGAGGAACGAGUCGUUCCAAGAAUAUAACCAACCGCCACCCGAACAUGCUUAUGCUGUUCAGCCGUACAACCGGCGGGCAAUCACUUACAACCCGCCGGAGCAACAAAUCGUAAAACCUCGAGCCAUAUCACCCGACCCACGCACAAGCCCCAACACUCAACACAGGAUCAAGCGUAAAUCGGUCAGCCCUGCGCCACCACUCGAAGAUCAGAGGAGAAAGUCAGAUAUUCCUUUUGGACCAGACUCGUAUGAUGCAUUGAACCCCAGUCUUGUUUCGUCCAAAGACGGAACAAGCCCAUCACCGGAUUUCCUGGACGAGGAGCCAAAGAAAAUCAUCACAUACGACGGACGUGAGAUUGAUCCUUCUGACCAUCUUCCUAUGGAGACAUGGGCCCCUGAACCGGAGAAGAAGCAACCGGAGUCUACCCCCACCGAAACACGCUCGCGACCUCCGUUAUCAGGGGCGCAACCAAUGCCUCCAAGCACUCGAAGGGCACCUCGUAGUGGGCGUCAUUCGAUGUCCGCCGUCAAUCCAUCUUAUUCAUUCUCCGACGAACCACGCACACCCCCACAGGCCGGUCGCACCCGUCUUCAGAAGCGCACUAACCGCACUUCGGCUGGCAACUCCCCAGCAGCCUCUAGCCCCCUGGCUCUAAUUUCUAAGGAUAAUCACCAGGAGAGGGCUCCAUACGGAAAUGCUUCGCUUCGCGGCCUACCCCGUGCAGGAACAUGGGACUUUGAAGACGAGAAUCGGGGUGCAUAUGGUGGUCCUCCCAUUCCAGCAAAGAUCCCUCUGCCCAUGAUGAGCGGUGCCAACGGCACAGGGCAGGAGUUAGCAUUAGUGCAGGAAAUGCAGCGAAUUGAUAUAGGGACAGGCUCUGGAAAAAAAUCAUGGCGACCUUCAAGGCAGUUGAAUUCUAAACACCACCACUGUGAAAGCCCGCCAUCGCGAUACUCGACAAUGGCUGCUCAGGUGGGACCUCUGCCACAGCUUAGGCUGCCUUCGGGCCCUACGCCAAUCACUGCGGAACAGCGAUACUGGAAGACCUUUAAGAACCAGCUUCUGAUUCCGUCACCAACAUCGUAUCCCGUCGUUCACAUCUCGGCCAAUAACGAUUCUUUCGCAGUCACCACAGGCACACGCAUUCAGAUCUACUCGAAUCGAACGCGCAAGCUUCAGAAGACUAUUACACGCUUCGGAGACGUUGCACGUAGCGGUGAGAUCAGGAAAGAUGGAAGGGUACUGGCGGCUGGUGAUGAUACGGGAAAGAUUCAGGUCUUCGAUGUCAAUUCUAGGGCGAUCCUCAAGACAUGGACGCAGCAUAAGCAGCCAGUCUGGACAACCAAGUUCUCACCGACUGAGCUGACGACCUUGUUGAGCGCAAGCGACGAUAAAACUGUGCGACUUUGGGAUCUCCCAAGCAACGACCCGACGACUACAUUUGUUGGUCACUCAGACUAUGUUCGAUGCGCCAAUUUCAUGCCUGGCACUAUGUCCAACAUGAUUGUCUCUGGAAGCUAUGACUCGACCGUCAAGCUUUGGGACCCCCGAGCAGGAAGCAACAGCGCGGUCAUGACUUUCAAGCACGCUGCGCCUAUUGAAGACGUGCUGUCUAUGCCCACCGGAACCGCAGUUCUUGCAGCUGCGGGUGAAUCGAUCAGUGUUCUCGACCUUGUUGCCGCGCGCCCUCUGCACAUGAUUACCAACCACCAGAAGACAGUCACUUCUCUCAGCCUCGCGUCCAAUGGUCGACGACUUGUCAGUGGUGGCCUUGAGGGUCAUGUUAAAGUCUUCGAAACGACUGGAUGGAACGUUGUCUCGAGCACCAAGUAUCAAUCUCCUGUCCUCUCUGUCAAGGUUAUCACGUCUAGUGAUGAUGCCGAUUCUAGCGACCGACAUCUAGCAGUCGGUAUGCAGUCUGGUGUUCUUAGUGUGCGAACCCGCCUCACUGGAGCUGAGGCCAACAGAGAAGCCGAACGGGAGAAGGAAAUGGCUGCUCUGGUUGCUGGAACCAUUGAAGCCCAUGACGCCAAACGUAAGAAGCGGAAGAGGAGAGUUACUGCUGCAAAGAAGUUGGAUAUGGUCGGCGAGGGGGCCGAUGUUGUUAUCGCAAACGAGUCUCGCGCCUACAAGAAAAAAGAGCGCCCGUGGCAGAGUGACCUACGACAUGCUCGGUAUGCGCGUGCACUCGAUCAAGUCCUCGACAAAGACUCACCUGAGCAUUCCCCCCUCAACGUGCUUACCCUACUCCUGGCCCUCCGCCAUCGCAGCGCUCUGCAGGAUGCCUUGGAGUCUCGAGACGAGCACACAGUUCAGCCCAUCUUGAAAUGGGUUUGCAGCCAUAUCUGCGACCCCCGAUAUAUUAGUGUCUGCGUAGAAGUUGGUCUCCACCUUCUCGAGCUCUACGCAGAGUUUGUUGGUGGUUCAGCAGAGCUGCAUGAAGGCUUUAGGACUUUACACCGCCGAGUUAGGGUCGAGGUGGAGAGAGCCCAGGUAGCAUGCCAAACCGGGGGAUAUUGCGACAUCGUUGUCUUCUCCUCUUCGGAGCCAAACGACGAUGACCAGGACGUCUAUGGUAUCAAGGCCGACGGUACCAACACUGCUCACUGGGUUGCUCAUUAUCUGAAUCCUCAUGUUGCUGAAAUGGUGCCUGAUGACGGAGCGCCUGUUACCUUUUCCCUACACGCUGAAUAUCGCGAAUGUGUCCCUCCAAAGCAUGCCCUUUCUGCCAAGCAGGUUGGCCAUAUCACUCGCAACAUCACCAACGCCCUUCUGCCUCGCUGA
Messenger RNA from Fusarium subglutinans, 4707 nucleotides. Its product is annotated as Pwp2p. The record is from RefSeq and is a predicted model, not a curated record. Gene Ontology annotation, molecular function: protein binding. Gene Ontology annotation, cellular component: nucleolus. The coding region runs from base 1 to 4707 and encodes 1568 amino acids. NCBI's taxonomy places the organism in Eukaryota, Fungi, Ascomycota, Sordariomycetes, Hypocreales, Nectriaceae. The transcript is spliced from 4 exons. Gene Ontology annotation, biological process: positive regulation of transcription by RNA polymerase I; rRNA processing.